Melanotaenia boesemani (Boeseman's rainbowfish) is the source of this 2598-nucleotide messenger RNA. RefSeq names its product CMP-N-acetylneuraminate-beta-galactosamide-alpha-2,3-sialyltransferase 1-like. Gene Ontology annotation, molecular function: beta-galactoside (CMP) alpha-2,3-sialyltransferase activity. Lineage: Eukaryota; Metazoa; Chordata; Actinopteri; Atheriniformes; Melanotaeniidae. The transcript is spliced from 7 exons. The record is from RefSeq and is a predicted model, not a curated record. Bases 461 to 1465 code for a protein of 334 amino acids.
UCACAAUCCAAAUCUCAUGGCCAUUGGUGAAGGGCCAUUGGAGUGAAGAUGGACAAGUAAAUCACCAGCCUCCCCUUUCAGCACAUCUCCCUCUUCACCACAAGGUGGAUCAGUAAUGAGUGGAUGACACAUCAGCCAGUGACCUUGCAAAGUCAACAUCUGAGGAGCCAGUUGUACUGAUUAACCAGGAACAGACAGAGACACAGAGUGGAUUUACCAUCCAUUGAUGUUGAUGAACCUGCUAAGAAACUACAUGUAUGGCUUCCAUUGAGGACAUUUAUGUACCAAAUCUUCUGCUGUGUAAAAAGUAAGGACACCAGGGUGAGCCACUUGCACCAUGUGGUUGGAAGGACUGCUUUUUUCCUCACCUCUUUGAGACUCUAAAUUCAUCAUGAUGCUAUUUUCGUGUGCUGUACUCCCAAAGUUUCCCACCAACUAAUUUUGACUGUGAGAAAAAGAAAUGUCUCUACUCAAGCGAAGGACUUUCAGGACUUUUGCGCUCCUGUUGUGCGUCAUUACCUUUACAACAUUCCUGUUUAGCUACACUUUACGAGACCCCUCGCUCUAUUUCUUCAAGUAUGCAUUUCGGCUUUCGGACAGUUUUUUCUCCAAAGGCCCAUGCGCCUGUCAACAAUGUAUCGCAGAGCUGGAGGAUGACCCAUGGUUCGCUGAGCGCUUCAAUCAGUCCAUCCACCCUCUGAUGACCAGAGAGAACAGCAUUCUCUCUGAUGAGACCUUUAAGUGGUGGCAGUGGUUGCAGUCGGAAACGCAGCCGGCCAACUUCAGCGAAGUGGUGGAGGAACUGUUCCAAGUCGUCCCUGGUGAGGAGCUUUACAUGGACGCCAGUCCUGAGCGCUGCAGGAGCUGUGCUGUGGUGGGAAACUCUGGGAACCUAAGGGGGUCCCAUUACGGGGGCCUUAUCGACUCCAGUGAUUUCAUCAUAAGAAUGAACCAGGCACCCACCGGUGGCUUUGAGGAGGAUGUUGGUGCCAGAACAACUCAUCAUAUCAUGUACCCUGAAAGUGCCAUAGACUUGGACAAUACCACCAGUCUGGUACUGAUCCCCUUCAAGACUCUGGACCUGCAGUGGAUUAUUAGUGCUCUCACCACUGGCACUAUUAAACAGACAUAUUUACCUGUUAUGUCCAGGAUAAAGGCAAACAAAGAUAAGGUGUUGAUCUACAGUCCAACAUUUUUGAAAUACGCCUAUGAGUCCUGGCUUGAUGGUCAUGGACGAUAUCCUUCUACAGGCUUCCUAAGCUUGCUGUUUGCCAUCCACAUAUGUGACGAGGUCAGUGUGUUUGGAUAUGGUGCAGACCAGUUUGGAAACUGGCACCACUACUGGGAGGAGAAUCUUUUGGCUGGAGCUUUCCGCCACACGGGAGUCCACGAUGCAGAUUAUGAAUAUAAUGUCACCUUGCUGCUGGCAGACAAGCACAAAAUCCAAAUGUUUAAAGGCAGAUGAUACCAAGCUUACUUUCUAUUUCUGUGUUAUUUCUUUAGACGUUUUGACUUUCUGAUCAGUUUAGCUUCCUGUUUGCUUAAACUACUUUUAGCAAAUGUCAUUUUAAUUAUAAAUCAAAAAAGCUUUUGUCUGUGCAGCAGUUUAUUGACAAGACAAAAGCAAAAUAGUUGCUUUACAGAUUCUAUAAGCCCAACUUAAAUCCAUCUGAGACUGAGCAUGAAAGAGAAGAUGUCUUUAAAAGCUUUAGUACGAUUAUAUAGUAUGCCUUUGCUCCAUGUUAUCCUUUUUUUCUGUACAACAUGGCCAUCUAACAUACAGAAGAAGGUCUUCUGACAGCAGACAAAGUGUCAGUAAUUUGUGGGUGACAGAAAAUGGAGGGAGGGAUUUUGUUCCAAAUUUAUCAUUGUCGUUUGUGCUGGAGGGGCCUCUAUUGGAAGCUAUUAUGGUACAAAUUGAUAUCCAGGAAACAUAAAUGUUUCGAGUCUCACAACAAAAUCCUAUUGAUUUAGCUGUAAAUAUAAUUUAUACAUCUUCACAAUGUGACAGUGAAGGUGUCUGACUUUUUAUUUAUGGAAGUUGUGAGAAGGAAUCAAUUGAUUUGUACCUUCCCGCAUUUACUUCCAUCCUGCUUGUGUGAUUGCAGCAGCAAAUGUGUGAAGAGGCUAAAAGAAAUUGAAAAGCAAGCCAAAACUCAGCCCUAAAGCACUAAUUUUAGAACAAUCUGCCAUUUAUUGUACAUUCAAAGGGCUGUAACCAGCUUUUAGGAAAUACAAAAGUCAUAAGCAUACAUUUCUAUACCAACUAAAAAAUUUUUUAUCAUAAUUAUUUAUAUAUAAUGUAAUUUCUCACCCAAAAAAAUGUGUUUCAACGCUAUAUUACCAGAAACAAAAUUCUUAAUCUAUUACAUUUAGCUGCUCUUGAAGCAUGCGGUUUUAUACAUAAACAAUGGAGCCAAUUUUAGCCAGUUAUUGCUCCAAAGACAAGUAGCAUGAUGAUAUGAUAUUAAUUUCUCAAUAACAAUAAAACUAUUUUAAAAUUUAUAUAUUUUCCCUUGAAGAUUCAACCUAAAAAUUUGUUAGAUGCCCUGACCUCUCUUCUACUGUCAUUAGUUAGAUGUAAUUAAAGUAUGAAUU